Molecule: messenger RNA, 1164 nt
Organism: Ochlerotatus camptorhynchus
Lineage: Eukaryota; Metazoa; Arthropoda; Insecta; Diptera; Culicidae
Exons: 4
Coding region: 139-1164 (341 amino acids)
Source: RefSeq, a predicted model, not a curated record
CUUCCCUGCUUCGCACAAUAAGUCCAUGGGCAUAAGUCCACCCAACGUAUAAAACGAUAUACCCAGCGAAACCGUCGAAUCAGACACCGUUUUGCAUUAUCCAAAAGUGGUGUUUAGUGGAAAGAAAGUGAUCGAAAUAUGGCAAUUUGGAAAAAUAUUGCCUUGAUUUUGGUGUUGAGUGCAGUGUCUGCGAUAGCCGAGGAAGAACGGGAAAAUGUGAUCGAACAGCUUUCAACUGAUGUGGAGCAGGGCCGAGGACGGAAGCGGUUUUACAAAUUUCUCAUCAAAGCCCUGGCUCCAAUGCUUUCAAAUGUGAUCUCCACCGUUCUGCUGGUGAAAGCAAAACUUUUCCUGGUGGGUAUUUUUUUAGCUGGAAUCUACUUCUUUGGGCACAAAAUCUGGCCCGGUGGCUUCUGCGGGCAUUCACUUAUAUCUGAUGGGCCACCACCGUUUUUCGGAGAGGGACUCACCGGCUAUCAUAGCACAGGACCGGACAUAUUCUCCAGCUACCCCGGGCCGGAAUCGGCAUCAUAUUCCUAUACACCACCACCAAGUAGCAGCAUUUCCAACGCUUAUCUUCCGCCAACUGUUUCUUCAUCGUCGUCAUCUAGCGGCAUCGUUUCCAGUGGGUACCUUCCACCCAAUCGGCGACGUGGAAAGCGUGCUGUCCAGCAUCCGGAAAACGAAGAACUGUUGGAAAAUGAAAUGUACUGGACCGACCAGUUAACCGAUAUGGCAUUCCGCUUUCUCGGAGUGACAUCGAGGACGUGCCGGAAGCGAUUCGUGUGCGAAUUUGAUUUCCACGCCCGAAGCAAUCCGUUGAUACUGUUUGUAACCCGAGCAAUGGGUCGCGACAUUUUCUACAACUAUCGGGACAAUGAUGACGAGCAGGCGAGCUCCUACAAAGAUUGUGGUCGAAUCUAUGCCGCAUGUGCGGUACCGAAGAAGAGUGUACCCCACCGACGACGACGUCCAACCACGACCUCAACGACGGAAUCACCCACUACCAUGGUCGACGAUGACAAGGCGAAUGAAAUCGGAGGUGAAGAUGAGAACACUGAACGGAGCUUCGAACCCAGUCAGCUGAACGAUUGGCAACCGCUGAGGGUGGAUCCAUUGAAGAGAUUGUUCAUACCACUGCUUUCUUCUGCAAGACAAAACUAG